CUCCUCCUCCUCCUCCUCCUCCUCCUCCUCCUCCUCGCCGCUCCGGCCGCUGAUUCCCGCUCCGAGCCGAGCCGGCCGAGCCAAUUCCCGGGAAAACAACCCCAAAGCCGGCGGGGAUGGAGCGGGGAGCGCCGCGGGGGUCGCGCCUGCCCUCGCUGCUCCUGGCGCUGCUGGGGCUCGGCCCAGAGCUGCUGUUCGGGCAGAGCCGCGCCCCGCCCCGGCAGGUUCACGGCGUGCUCGGCGGCUCCGUGCUGCUGUCGCCGGCGCUGCUGCCCAACAGACUGAAGGAGAUCGAGUGGAGCUUCUCGGGCGGCGGCGGUGCCACCAUCCAGGUGGCCGAGGUGGGCGCGGGGGGCUUCGAGCGGCCGGACCCGCGCGACCGCUUCGGGCGGCGCCUGGAGCCCGCGGGGGCCACGGCGCUGCGGCUGCGGCUGCUGCAGCGCGGCGACAGCGGCGUCUUCGCCGCCAGGAUCAAGCUGCAGCCCGCCCUGGUGGAGGACCAGGCCUUCAACCUCACCGUCUACGACGCCGUGCCCGCGCCCCGCACCCGCAGCCAGCUCCUGGCCAGCACGCUCGAGUGGUGCAACCUGACCCUGCAGUGCCAGGGCAGCGGCCGCGGCGCCGUCAAUGUCACCUGGCGGCGCGACAGCCUGGCCUGGGGCCAGCUGGGCCCCGGGCGCCACCAGCUGUCCCCCGACGGCACCACCCUGCGCGUGGCACUGCCACCCGCCGCCACCAACGCCACCUACGCCUGCACCGUCAGCAACCCCGCCGACCACAAGGUCGCCCUGUUCGACCUGCAGAGCCUGUGCCAGGGCGGAGGGGGUCCCUCGGCCUUCUCCACCUCGGGCUACGUGGUGCUGGCGCUGGUCCUGCUGGCCGUGGGCCUGGGCGGCGCCUUCUGGUGCUGGAGGGUCAACAGCGAGAAGGCGGCCGAGGCAGCCGCCACGCCCACGGCGCCGCCCGAGGAGAGCCCCGGGGAGCCCCAGUACAGCGACAUCGUCUGCAGGAGCCCCCCCGAGGGCAACGACCAGGGCCCCAGCCCCCCCGAGGCCCCGCAGGAGGGCGGCGAACCCCAAAAAGCCGAGCCCGCGGCCCCCAAAAGCGGCGCCGGGGGGCGGCGAGCAGAACGGCCCCGAGGACACGGCCGAGGAGGUGACAUAGGGCCGCAGGGCCCCGGGACCCCGAAGGGCUGCGUCGCGUGCCAAACCCCGACCCCACAGCCAGCGCGGGAGCCCCGACCCCACAGCCCCACGGAUUCCCCCUUUUCUGCCCCAAAACCUCGGCCCCGCCCCCGAACCCCGCCCGGGACCGGGCCGGGGAGGGGGGGCCCGGCAGAGGGGGGGGUUUGGGGGUCCCGGGGGGGUUUGGGGGUCCCGGGGGGGUUUUGGGGUCCCUGGGUGCUCCCCGCAUGUUUUGGGGUGGGAUGAUCCCCUCGGCCCCACAACCGGACGGGUUUCCCCUUUCCUGACCCCAAAACCCUCGGGUCUGUCCCCAGUUCCCCGCCUGGGUCUGUUUUGGGGAGGGGGAUCCCCAUCAGGGGUGGCGGAGCCAGAAUUUGGGGGUCCCGGGGUGCUCUCCAGGGGGUUUGGGGUGGGAAGAUCCCCCUGACCUUACAAAGGGACGGGUUUCCCCUUUUCUGACCCCAAACCCCUCGGGUCUGUCCCCAAUUCCCCACCUGGGACUGUGCUGGGGAGGGGUCCCCAAGGCGGAGGUUUUGGGGGGUCCCCGGGGGUUUUUUGGGGGUCCCCGGGGUGUUUUGGGGUGGGAAGAUCCCCCUAACCCCACAAAGGGACACAUUUCCCCUUUUCUGACCCCAAAACCCUCGGGUCUGUCCCCAAUUCCCCGCCUGGGACUGUGCUGGGGAGGGGUCCCCAAGGCGGAGGUUUUGGGGGGUCCCCGGGGUGUUUUGGGGUGGGAAGAUCCCCCUAACCCCACAAAGGGACACAUUUCCCCUUUUCUGACCCCAAAACCCUCGGGUUUGUCCCCAGUUCCCCGCCUGGGACUGUGCUGGGGAGGGGUCCCCAAGGGAGGGGUUUUUGGGGGGUCCCCCGGGGGUUUUUGGGGGGUCCCCGGGGGUUUUUUGGGGUCCCAGGGGGUCCCUGCCUGUUGUGGGAUCGGGGGAGAAUCGGGAAUUUCGCCCCCGCGCGCGGCUGUGACGUUGGGGACCCCAAGAGGGGAGGGGGGACACCGGGAGGGGACCCCAAAACCCCCGGGCGGGGACCCCAAAACCCCCGGGCG
Messenger RNA from Passer domesticus (house sparrow), 2241 nucleotides. RefSeq lists its product as uncharacterized. The record is from RefSeq and is a predicted model, not a curated record. Lineage: Eukaryota; Metazoa; Chordata; Aves; Passeriformes; Passeridae.